AUGAAGCCGGUAUUAUUGUUCCUUCAAUAUCUGGUAUUUUACUUGCGGGUGGUAGCUAUUCAGGGUGAAUACUAUUUUAGCGCAAAACAACGGACAAUUGAUUCAAAUGAUGCUUUAAUGAAUCCGUUUAAUGAAUACAUAACGAUACGAAAAAGUUUAUUAAAACACCCAUUAUUAGUCGAUACAAUUACUGAUCAACAUUAUACAGAACGUAAUCGACACGCACGUCAUAUCACGUUCAUGGCACAACUAAGUAAAUCAUGGAAUGUUUCUUUGCCACGUGGGAUUGGAGUAGAUGAAAGCACAGCUGUCGCUAUUGACGAGACAGGAAAAGCUCGCGUAUUCGGCGUUACUACUGCUUACUUUUUGACCCAAUAUUUACCCGAAACGAAACCAGAACGAGUUGAGAGUGGUUAUUCAUUAGACUGGUAUUGUAAUAAGCGCGCUAUUGAAGUGUAUAAAGUAGCGGGAAAUGAUCGAGGGUCAAAUUUUUUUAAUUUGUCAACGUGGAUGGGUGGAAAUGGAGGUCACUGGACUUUUUACUACGUUGAUAAUGGAACCUUGAGACAGUGA
Messenger RNA from Didymodactylos carnosus, 573 nucleotides. The record is from the annotation of a GenBank genome assembly. NCBI's taxonomy places the organism in Eukaryota, Metazoa, Rotifera, Eurotatoria, Philodinida, Philodinidae.